Alternaria alternata is the source of this 831-nucleotide messenger RNA. RefSeq lists its product as hypothetical. The transcript has a single exon. NCBI's taxonomy places the organism in Eukaryota, Fungi, Ascomycota, Dothideomycetes, Pleosporales, Pleosporaceae. The record is from RefSeq and is a predicted model, not a curated record. The coding region runs from base 1 to 831 and encodes 276 amino acids.
AUGGACGCUUCUCGAGUCGAAGCUCCGCAGCUGAUGGGAGUUACGGGCGACUGCUGCGCGUCUUGCAGGUCGACCACCAUUCCCCUGUACGCCCUCCACUGUCAUGAAAGCGGCGACUUCUACUGCCGUGACUGCCUUACUAAAGAAUUCUAUUCUGCUGGUCCAAACGAUCAGACAAUACGAUGCCCUCACCCGACCUGCCGUCGCUCGAUUGGCUUCAAGUCGCUAACUCCUCUCGGGCAACAUCUUCAUCUGAACAAUGACUUUUACGAUCGCGAAUGCAUCGAUGACAUCCGUCAGCGAUCGGAGGUCAUGAACAACUUGGUCGCCUUCACGGGCGAGGAGGCUGAGGUUAUCUUACACCAUGUCUAUAGUAUGUUCGAGGACCAGCUCAUGGAUCCUGUUGCGCUCGGCGGCGUCCCCGGUCACAUCACUGCAGGCUCUGUGCAAUCGCUCCAAGCUAGCUUUGACUGCAAUCCUUUUGUGUGUGGCUUUCUCGCAGAGAUGAAAACUGGUUCGAAAUUGAUGACUACACCUUACGAGCUUGAAGAAGACCUUAACGCUCUCCUCUCCAGGUCACUCUUCCAAUACGCACAGUGGAGCUAUGGCAACGAACUUUCUCGUUACGGUGUCGAUUUGAACAACGAAGAAGCUGUGCUAGAAGUAGCCUUGGAGAAUUACAAGCCCAUCAAUGAGCUUAAGGACAACUGGGAAUUGAUCAUCAAGAAGUGGGUGGAGCUGCUGGCAUGGAGGCAUUUGGAACGUCUGGCGUCACCUGAGGGCGGUGCUGCGGACCGUCAAAACAUGCAUGCCAAGUGCAUGAAAGAGUAG